Mesocricetus auratus (golden hamster) is the source of this 2548-nucleotide messenger RNA. It is a transcript of the gene Pgm2, whose product is annotated as phosphoglucomutase 2. NCBI's taxonomy places the organism in Eukaryota, Metazoa, Chordata, Mammalia, Rodentia, Cricetidae. Gene Ontology annotation, molecular function: magnesium ion binding; phosphopentomutase activity. The transcript is spliced from 14 exons. Bases 39 to 1919 code for a protein of 626 amino acids. Gene Ontology annotation, biological process: carbohydrate metabolic process; purine ribonucleoside salvage. The record is from RefSeq and is a predicted model, not a curated record.
UGACCCGGCCUCCUCCACUCGGUUGUGGCUGCGGCGGGAUGGCGGAGGCAGUGGCGACACCGGCACCGGCACCGGCACCGGCACCAGCUCCGGGAGUCAGUGGCUCGGGCAUGGACACGCGACUGGAGCAGGAGACCGCUCAGUGGCUGCGCUGGGACCGGAAUCCCUUAACUUUGGAGGCAGUGAAACAGCUCAUCGCUGAGGGUAAUAAGGAAGAGCUACAGAAAUGCUUUGGGGCCCGGAUGGAGUUUGGGACAGCUGGCCUUCGAGCUCCUAUGGGAGCUGGGAUUUCGAGAAUGAAUGACUUGACCAUCAUCCAGACCACACAGGGAUUUUGCAGGUACCUGGAAAAGCAGUUCAGUGACCUGAAGCAGAGGGGCGUGGUGGUCAGCUUUGACGCUAGAGCUGACCCUGCCAGUGGAGGCAGCAGCAGGAGGUUUGCACGGCUGGCUGCGACUGCAUUUAUCAGCCAGGGGGUUCCUGUGCAUCUCUUCUCUGAUAUAACUCCCACCCCAUUUGUGCCUUACACAGUGUCACAUCUGAAGCUCUGUGCUGGGAUCAUGAUCACUGCCUCACACAAUCCGAAGCAGGACAAUGGCUAUAAGGUCUACUGGGACAAUGGAGCUCAGAUCAUCUCUCCACAUGAUCGAGGCAUUUCUCAAGCUAUUGAAGAAAAUCUAGAGCCCUGGCCGAAGGCUUGGGAUGAGUCUUUGAUUGACAGCAGUUCCCUUCUUCACAACCCCAGCACUUCCAUCAGUCAUGACUACUUUGAAGACCUGAAAAAAUACUGUUUUCACAGGGGUGUGAACAGGGACAGCGGUAUGAAGUUUGUGCACACUUCUGUCCAUGGUGUGGGCCACGAGUUUGUGCAGCUGGCGUUCAAGGCCUUUGACCUCGCUCCUCCUGAAGCUGUUCCUGAACAGAAAGAUCCGGAUCCUGAGUUUCCAACCGUCAAAUACCCAAAUCCUGAGGAGGGUAAAGGUGUCUUGACAUUAUCUUUUGCCUUGGCUGACAAGAUCAAGGCCAAAAUUAUCUUAGCCAAUGACCCAGAUGCGGACAGACUUGCUGUGGCUGAAAAGCAAGACAGUGGUGAGUGGAGAGUGUUCUCAGGCAAUGAGCUGGGGGCCCUGCUGGGAUGGUGGCUCUUCACUUCCUGGAAAGAAAACAACCGUGAUCGCAGUGCCCUCAAAGACACAUACAUGUUGUCCAGCACCGUCUCCUCCAAGAUCUUGCGGGCCAUCGCCUUGAAGGAGGGCUUUCAUUUUGAGGAAACAUUAACUGGCUUCAAAUGGAUGGGAAACAGAACCAAACAGCUAGUAGACCAGGGGAAGACGGUCCUAUUUGCAUUUGAAGAAGCUAUCGGAUAUAUGUGCUGUCCCUUUGUGCUGGACAAGGAUGGAGUCAGUGCAGCUGUCAUAAGCGCAGAGCUGGCGAGCUUUCUAGCAACCAAGAAUCUGUCUUUGUCUCAGCAGCUGAAGGCCAUCUAUGUGGAGUAUGGCUAUCAUAUUACCAAAGCUUCAUAUUUUAUCUGCCAUGAUCAAGGCACCAUUCAAAAAUUAUUCGAAAACCUGAGAAACUAUAAUGGGAAAAAUGGUUAUCCCAAAACAUGUGGCAGAUUUGAAAUCUCUGCUAUCAGGGACCUUACAACCGGCUAUGAUGACAGCCAGCCUGAUAAAAAAGCUAUUCUUCCUAUCAGCAAGAGCAGCCAAAUGAUCACCUUCACCUUUGCUAAUGGAGGUGUGGCCACCAUGCGGACCAGCGGAACAGAGCCCAAAAUCAAGUACUAUGCAGAGCUGUGUGCCCCCCCUGGCAACAGUGAUCUGGAGCAGCUGACAAAGGAACUAGAUGAGCUAGUCAGUGCCAUUGAAGAAAACUUUUUCCAGCCGCAAAAAUACAACCUGCAACCAAAAUCAGAAUGAAAUAUUGAAGCAUUGGAUAUGAUUACAUUUACCUCCUAUUAAGUUGAACUAUUUUUUUUUUUCUUUCUUGGUUUUGAUUUCUUGAGACGGGGUUUCUCUGUGUAACAACCCUGACUGUCCUGGAACUCACUCUGUAGUGAGUAAGGCUGGCCUUGAAUAUGCAGAGAUCUUCCUGCCUCUGCCUUCAGAGUGCUGGGUUUAACUUGAUUUUCAAAGCAAUAUUCUUGUGAGUGCCAAGUGAUUCAGAUAAUCACCACAAGUAUUUACAUAUUUUUAACAGCUUUACCUUCCUUGGGGUUUUAUAUUUUUGGGCCCAAAAGUAAAUGAAGAAAACAUGACCAAACCCAACAAAGUAACAUUUCUGUGGAAAUGUUAAGUCUGGGCAUUAUCUGAAUUUUUUAGAUAAAGAUUUUUUUAAUUCAAAAAGUAGAUUGUAAAUAAUAUGCCUUACUUUGCAUAUACAUGUCUUUUGUGUAAUUCUUUGUAUGUGUAGUUGAGAUAGACAGAAAGCCAAUACAGUUCAUCAAGUUCCAGACUGUUGUGUCUAGGACAUCUGCUUUAUAAAAAUAUUUAUAUCUAUGUUUCUGUCAGUUACUUAUAUAGUACAAUAAACAAACCAAAUGAGCUAA